This is a messenger RNA of Numida meleagris (helmeted guineafowl), 5969 nucleotides long. It is a transcript of the gene MINDY4, whose product is annotated as MINDY lysine 48 deubiquitinase 4. The record is from RefSeq and is a predicted model, not a curated record. The transcript is spliced from 18 exons. Gene Ontology annotation, biological process: protein K48-linked deubiquitination. Gene Ontology annotation, molecular function: cysteine-type deubiquitinase activity; K48-linked deubiquitinase activity. NCBI's taxonomy places the organism in Eukaryota, Metazoa, Chordata, Aves, Galliformes, Numididae. The coding region runs from base 559 to 2829 and encodes 756 amino acids.
GCUCAGGUCCCAGGGAAUUGAUGAGUGCUCCCACCUCAGUCGUUGCCAGGAGGAGAGAUGAAGUUAAAUUUAACAGCUGCGUUUUUGUUGUAUUAUACACGAGUGCAAUCUUACUCAAAGAAACAGACAUGAUCAAAAGCAGCAUUCACACAGGAGCAAUAGCUUGCACAUAACUAUGCUUCUCUCAGCAACUUUGGAGUUGGACUUAGCGAACCCUGUGGGUCCCCUCCAACUUAAGACAUUCUAUGACUCUGUGAUUUAAACAACAACAACAAAACAAUCCCAAAUCACAAAAUCUUUCAUCUUCUCAGCUUUAAACAUUCAUUUCCCUCAGUGUUAUCCCUGAGCAGCUCUCGGGUUUUUCAAGCAGUCAUCAAGGCGCCUGCUGCAGAGCUGCGAGCUCGGCUCGCGUCCCACGGGGAGGAGUUCUCCCGCUGCCGAGGAUCCGGCGGCGCGCAGGACGCGCUGCUCCAAGGCCGCAUCACCUCGCCGUGCUGCCAUGGGGGAUCGGUCAGAGCGAGCCAAGGAGAAGCCCCCUGAGCAGAUUUCGGGCUAAAAAUGGACAACUCCUUCGUGGAAGAAGUGGCUGCAUCUCUGGUGAGAGAAUUUCUCAGUAGAAAGGGUCUGAAGAAAACCAUCAGCACCAUGGACCGGGAGCUCCCACGUUCUGCACUUAGCAUCAAUAACAGGAAUGAACUUCGAAACGUCCUGCAUUUGCACUCCCUGUACAAACAGAACAAGGCAAAGGAGAACCCUCUGAAAACACUUCUUGAAAUCAUUACUAAUUAUUUCCUUGAGCACCGUGGGACCUCCAGGAGCACCAGUUCAAGUUCUGCUCUGUCAGCUUCUCAAAGUAAGAGCUCAGCAUCCCAUCCACCUGACUUCUCAGAUGAAGAUCGUGCGUGUGGGAAUGCCAGUCUGCCUCACGACAGCAAAACUCAAGCCUCCAGACACGAUGUUGAGAAUCCACCUGAUAAAAUCCUUCAAUCCAGAAAACAUCAACACAAAAGUGAAAAAUGCCAUGCAGGGACAAUAUGCAACAGCCACUUAACCUCUGAUGGGGAUAGGAAGUUAAAGGGUAGUCAAGAAGAUUUAAAAUCAACAAUGAUUUCUGAAGAGCUGCAAGCCACAGUGAAGGACAAGCAGAGGCCCAGGUCUGGUCUCAUUGUCAGAGGCAUGAUGGCAGGACCAGGACCAAGUUCCCCAGAGGAUCUGCAGAAAAGGAGGUCAAAACGAUCCACCAGCAUCAGUAGCACAGCACUGCUCAAGGGUGAAAAACAUGAAGGAAACGACCUGAGUGCCCCAAAUGUUGAUUCCCAAGAAAAUAAAGGAUCUUCAGCACAACUGAACCCAGAGUUUGCAUCAAGGACUUUGUCAAGCUCACACGUGAGUUCAGCUUCUGAAAAACUAAGGACCAUCUCCAAAGAUACAUGUGACUCUUUUAUCAGACUGCUGUCUGAAAGGGCGAGGACCAAGAUGGAGGAAAGAAAAUCAGUUCCAAGCUUUUGUACAGACAGCGGUGAGAAAAGCCUUAAAGUCAGUGCCCCGCACAGACAUUCAGGGUCUGGAAGAGAGAAGAGAGAAAGGACCCUCAAGAAAAGCGAGAGCUGGUUAUCAGGCCACAGGAAGUCUCCAACAUCCACUUGGAAUAAGGAAGACCAGAUGAAAGAUACCCUAGAAUUAGUUGAUGUUGAGGAUGAAGCAACAACUGGAGAAGUCAGUAGGAACCUGAAUCUUACAACACUGCAUGUGAUUCAAGAAGCAUCAAAGGCGAUUGAUAUUUCUCUUGCCAAAGAAUUAAAAAACCUUUUGUUUGGCUCCAGUCUUUGUUGCUUCAGUGAAGAAUGGAAAAUACAGAGCUUUACGUUUAAUAGCAUACCUCAGUUAAAAUAUGGCUUUGUACAAAAAAAGGGUGGCCCGUGUGGAGUACUGGCAGCAGUUCAAGCUUGUGUUCUACAGCAGCUUGUCUUUGGAGACAGUAACAGGAAUAAGGAUGCUCGCUGUCUCCAGCCCUCAGAAGCUCACAGGACCAAGUGCCUCACCAUGGCUCUUGCAGACAUCUUGUGGCGUGCAGGAGGCAAUGAAAAAGCGGUUGUGGCACUGCCGUCAGGAAGACAACAGUUCACUCCCAUAGGAAAAUACAAGGCCGAUGGAAUCUUAGAAACUCUAAUCCUGCGUAGUGCCACAAGAUAUGAAGAUCUGAUUGUACUUCUUCAGCAGAGUAUUCACCAGUUUGAAAUUGGUCCCUGUGGGUGCAUCCUUCUGACCGUGUCCGUCAUCUUAUCGAGAUCUAUCAAUCUGGUGCGCAAUGAUUUCGACGUCCUCACGAACCGGCUGAUCGGCAGCCAUGGCUACUGCACCCAGGAAUUAGUGAACUUGCUGUUGACUGGCAAAGCUGUGUCCAACGUUUUCAAUGAUGUGAUAGAGCUGAAUUCUGGGAAUGGAAAUAUCACCAUUCUGAAAGGCAUCACAAGCCGCAGUGACAUCGGUUUGCUGUCUCUCUUUGAGCACUACGACGUCUGCCAGGUUGGUUCUUACCUGAAGACUCCUAAAUACCCAAUUUGGUUGGUAUGCAGUGAAAGCCACUUCAGUGUGCUUUUUUGUUUGGAAAAGGAUUUACAAAGCGACUGGAAAACCGAGAGGAGGUUUGAUCUCUAUUAUUAUGAUGGCUUGGCCAACCAAGAAGAAGAAAUACGAUUAACAGUUGACACGACUCAGAUGUGCACUGAAGAUAAAGAAAAUGAUCUUACUCCUCCACUUGAGCACUGCAUUAGGACAAAGUGGCAAGGAGCUGUUAUUGACUGGAAUGGCACAGAACCAAUCUUGUGACUGACCCGACCUGCACUUUAUUUGUACAGAAAAAAGAAGGAAACGACAGAAUUAGCACAUUCCUAUUCCCACCAAUAGAGGAAAUAGGACAGGAGUUCUAUGCCAUGUAUGGUGAGGAAGAAUGACAUGGCUGUGUGCAGGCUGGAGGAGUGUCACCUCGUUCACCUCAUGCUUCGGGUAUUUUGCUUAUAAUGCAAACAACACUUAGAUAAAUCCUUUGUUGCUGCCUUUAAUGUACAGUUUCGAAGUGUAGACUGGGUCUCCAGUGCCAAGUGAUGGUUAUGGGUGAAGUGGUGGAAUUGUCAAUGUCCCCUCGAGGUCCCUUUCUGGAUCAACUCUGUAUCCUGCAAUUGUUCCCAAAAAUCUGACGAAAGGAGCCGAGCUGCUAUUUCUAUCCCUGUUCUCGCCUUCCUGUACUGCCUCAUUCUUCACCUGCAACACAUCCAGUGCCAGUAUGAAACAUCAUCUAAGGAAUAAAUAUUCACUUCAUUACCGUGUAUUACUAAGUCUAAGUCUGAGACUGAACCUACUGGUAACCACAUGGGCUAGGGUUUACUUACUAGGGUUUAUUUACAUCAAAGUGGUCGAUAAGUUCUGUGGUUUGCAAGAAAACAGAAGUGAUGUUAGACUGGAAAUGUAAAGGGUACCUGUUUGUGAUAGGUACUGUUAUUCAUGAUUAAAUAAAGUGAGCCUGAGAAAAUGGUGUAUGGUGGAGAUGUACCACGAGGUACGAAAACAGCAGAUUGUAUUCUGAAAUGAUUUCUUUAAGUGACAUAUUUUGGCAAAAAUUUACCAAAACUGGAACGAGUUACUGAACUGAAAAUUGGAAAAAAUGCUUUGGAAAAUAUUUAUUGCUAAUGGACAAGCUGCAGGGAAAUGGUGUUUCUAGAAUUAUUUUUGUCUUUUGGGAGUGCAUAUCUCAUGGGAGUUUAACAGACUUAAUUUCUGACUUUUUUGUAGCACCCUCUUACUGGUCAGUAUGCAAACCUCUCUGAGCCCAGAUAAACCACUUGCUAUUUUCGAAAUCAAUUUCCAUCAGAAAUUCAACGUUCUACUCCGUGUAGCUGAAAGAUACCGAGCUGUCUCUGCAGAUACAAAUUUCAGGGCACUAGCACAUGAGCUAAAUUUGGAGAGCAGCCUGUGCAUGAGCCGUACAUGCUACCAGAAAACAUUAGGUAGUGUGUGGAUAAACUUCAGGCCCCGCUUUGCUUCUUGUGCACAUCAAACUGUCUACACGCGGUAAAGCAUCUCAGAGCUGCAAUCAUUUUCAUUUUAUGGGAUGCAAUACGAUGUAAUUUGUUUGUUUGAGGUCAGAUAGGCAAACUUCUUUCUGUGAACUUGGUGAGAUGAGUAUCUCCCAUUCAGCCUUGGUGUCAUGGAGAGCAUCAGAUCUGAGCCCAUUCCUGAUUCCCUCUAGGUACAUUACAUGAAAUUGCCAACUCCAUUUCAGUCUACGUCGGGGGAUGUUUGUACUGCCAGCUGCUGGUGGACAUAAGGCUGCCUUUAUGAUGCACACCUUGUCUAACCUUCAAGAGCUCCAUUUCCUGGAUCCCAAACAUUCAAAGAUCCCAGUUUUGCACAGCUUGGAAAACCAUGAACGCAGUGGUGGCUGGGCAUGGAGUCAGCCAGGCCACCAGCUUGUGUUAAACAUCUGUUUUAUUGAAUUUUCCUGUAAGCUACAGUUGCCAUGUGCAUCAUGGUGCAAACAUAGUCUGAGGGGGCAGCGAGAACAUAAGAUUUUUCAGAAUGCGUUUGGACAGAAAAUAGUGUAGAGAUGAAAAACAGUGGAAGAUUUUUGGAACUAGGCGUAUCAAAAAAAACUCCUUUCUGAACCAUUCCUCUUGGGGAGGAAGGGAGCUGCCGUGUUACAGCCCUGAUUUCAUCUGGCUGGAAUAUGGACGUCUCCAGUGUUGAGCUGUUUCUCUGGGCUUCCUUCAGAGUAAGCUGUGAUUUAUCUUUUCUUGUGGAUAAGAAGAAAUGUGCUCCUGACUGGGGGAUUAUAAACUGAGUAUAGAUGGAGCCCAAGGGGAUUGCCUCGGGUGAACUCCGUCCCUCAAGAUGUAAGAAUUUUUCAGGGUUUAAGAAAGAGUUGAAGAUUAAUGAAUAAGGCUUGGAAACUGAUGGUGUUUUAUGGUUUAUCUUGAAAGAUAAAUGAAGGUGGGAGGGAGCCCUGUACUCUGAUCCUCUUUUUAAAACAGGCUGCAAAGUCUUUAAGGCUCUAGUCUUACUGAUUAUGGAGAAUAUUUUUGUUGAAUCUUAAAUUCUGUUACAACAGAAUCCCAUUGAGCCAGAUCUUUCUUAUUCAUUAUCUGUAAUUAUUUCCACACAUUUUUUUCUGUGAAGUCCAUUGUCAGCCAUCUGUUUAAGACAAACUAACUCAAGAUUCACCCAUGCCAAGAAAUAUAACAGCUUAUUGAAGCACCACCUCUGCAGGGCAGUCCCACCAAGCUGGAGCACUGCAUUGCUAAGCCGCUGCCACCAGCCUGGCUCUCGAGGUUUCCUGUGGCAUCCUUCAAUAAAGAGGGAAUGGGCAAUGAAAAUACUCGUUUAGAUCUACCUCUUUGGCAGAAAACCAACCCACCAAACCUCUUUCGAUUUCUGCAUCAAGAAAAAGACUCAAUUAUUUUAAUUUGAUGACAAAACGCAUGAGGCAAUUUGCCUUACGGCAUCACAUAUCUUUUGGAAUCAAAUAAUUAGACAAACCAAUACAAAACAUUAUACAGCAAUGCAAAAACCUUUGCCCAGACCUGUGCAGAAACAUAUCCUGUCGUAGGAGCCUACAUCUAGUUUGUUGAUUAUGUUUUCCUUUUCAUUGUUUCCCGUUUUCGUUUUCAUUGCCCGAUGAACGUGACUUCCUGAGGUGAACAAAGCAACUGUUUGCGAAUAGUGCAGUACAAGACACUGGCACUGGGCCUCUAUGUAUAUCUUAAAAUCAUUCUCUUCCCUUCUGUGCUAUGAAAAAUAGACCCUCUGCUGAGACAUGACGCCUUAGCUUACAACGGACAGCACCUAUUGUAAAUCUAAGCAGAAGUGCUAUUUUGGUAAAAUGUCAUCAAUAUUGCCAGUGUGCAAAAUGUAUAGUUAACUUUGUUUUGUACAGAGUAUCCCGUACAAAUAAAACCUUUAAAGAAAAGACAAUA